Messenger RNA from Paramecium tetraurelia, 371 nucleotides. RefSeq lists its product as uncharacterized. The transcript has 3 exons. The record is from RefSeq and is a predicted model, not a curated record. NCBI's taxonomy places the organism in Eukaryota, Ciliophora, Oligohymenophorea, Peniculida, Parameciidae.
AUGGAACAAAAAGAGAGAGAAUAAGUUAUGCAAGAAUUCAAAAAAGGAGCUGCCAGAAUCCUUGUUUCAACAGAUCUUAUGGGUAGAGGAAUUGAUGUCCAAUAAUUGUCAUUAGUCAUCAAUUAUGAAUUCCCAAGAUUAAAGGAACAAUACAUCCAUAGAGUUGGAAGAGCUGGUAGAUAUGGUAGAAAGGGAGUUGCCAUCAAUAUGGUAGCACAACAAGAAGCUAAUCUCUUGUUAGAAGUUGAAAAAUAUUACAACACUAAAAUUGAUGAAAUGCCCAAAGAUUUAGCUGAAGUAGAAAAAGAAUUAAGUUGAAAUAUGGGUAUUUGUUAUAAAAGAGUAUAAAUAUCAAUUUAUUUAUUAUUUAA